AUGAAGAUCGGUAUCCACGGCAUCUACUAUCUGCUGCCCAUCCUGACGUUCGCGUCGUGGACCACGGCCAUCGUCGGCCUGCUCGCACUAUGGUCGAAAGAUAGCUUCGCCGAGUACGAGGUGGAAGAAGCGUCGAUUGUCUUUAUCUCGGACGUGGGUGCGACGCACAAGACGUUCUUCAUCAUCUUCUGUGCACUCACUGCCGGCUUCUACAUCCUGACGACCUUUGCGGAGCGUCACCUGCGACACCUGCGUCGCAUUCCCGGCUCGGUUCGCAAGAAGCAGACGAUCCUGGAUAUCUGCUCGGUCAUCUGCGCCAUCAUUGGUUCGGCGGCUCUGGUGCUGCUCAGCAUCUUUGAUGCGUUCAACCACAGCACAGUCCACUGGAGCAUGACGCUCAUCUUUGUUGUGUUCGUGGCGCUCUCGGUGCUGUUCCAGGUGCUCCAGGUGUUCUCGCUCUCGCACGACCACGACCGCCUGGCUACGCUCAAGGUUAUCGCAAUCAUCAAGUCGAUCAUCCUGGCGCUUGCCAUCGCGGGCGCGAUCGCUUUCAUCGUCUGCUACGGUAUCUGCAGGGGCGAUGCCAAUCCGGGCGACAACAGGUGCGACCGUAUCGUCUCGGCCGCUGCCGUUUGCGAGUGGGCAAUCGCCUUCCUCCUCGACAUCUUCUUCCUCACGUACCUCGUGGACCUCUGGCCCGCCCACAGGCGCGCCCAGAAGGGCCUCAACGCCGACGGCACUAUGGUCGAGAACAAGCAGCUGGCCAAGGAGCAGGGUGUGGACGACCGCCCCACCGCGCCGUAUGCGAUCGACGGCGUGAGGGAAAACGACACCUACUACCCAAGCCAGGCUGCGCAGCAGUACCACAGUGGUCACGGCGUCCAGCCCGCGCCUGCCGUGAACCAGCCCUCCAACUACAGCCCGACCAACGCCCCUUCCACCCUCCCUGGCUCGGAGCGCGGCAGUCUUUACCAGACCCCCAUGACCGAGGCUCGCCCGUACCCCAACAAUGGGCCCGUCACCAACGGCUACUCCACCUACCAAGCAUAG
Molecule: messenger RNA, 1050 nt
Organism: Moesziomyces aphidis
Lineage: Eukaryota; Fungi; Basidiomycota; Ustilaginomycetes; Ustilaginales; Ustilaginaceae
Source: the annotation of a GenBank genome assembly